Messenger RNA from Apodemus sylvaticus (European woodmouse), 1028 nucleotides. RefSeq names its product glutathione S-transferase Mu 7. The transcript is spliced from 8 exons. Gene Ontology annotation, molecular function: glutathione transferase activity. The record is from RefSeq and is a predicted model, not a curated record. NCBI's taxonomy places the organism in Eukaryota, Metazoa, Chordata, Mammalia, Rodentia, Muridae. The coding region runs from base 97 to 753 and encodes 218 amino acids. Gene Ontology annotation, biological process: glutathione metabolic process.
GAAGACCUGACAAAGCGAAGCCAGUAGGUUUCUGGCAGCUUUCGGAACAGUCGAGGCUAGAUUGACACCGAGCCUGUCCGUUCAGACUACAGCACCAUGCCCAUGAUACUGGGUUACUGGGACAUCCGUGGGCUAGCCCAUGCCAUUCGGCUCCUCCUGGAAUACACAGACUCAAGCUAUGAGGAGAAGAGAUACACCAUGGGAGACGCUCCUGACUAUGACCAAAGCCAAUGGCUGACUGAGAAAUUCAAGCUGGGCCUGGACUUCCCUAAUCUGCCCUACUUAAUCGAUGGAUCACGCAAGAUCACGCAGAGCAAUGCCAUCCUGCGCUACCUUGGCCGCAAGCACAACCUGUGUGGGGAGACAGAGGAGGAGAGGAUUCGUGUGGACAUUCUGGAGAAUCAGCUCAUGGACAACCGCAUGAUGUUGGCGAGGCUUUGCUAUAACGCUGACUUUGAGAAGCUGAAGUCAGGGUACCUGGAACAACUGCCUGGAAUGCUGAGGCUUUACUCUGAGUUCCUGGGCAAGCGGCCAUGGUUUGCAGGGGACAAGAUCACCUUUGUGGAUUUCAUUGCUUACGACGUGCUUGAGAGGAACCAGGUGUUUGAGGCCACGUGCCUGGAUGCGUUCCCAAACCUGAAGGACUUCAUAAAGCGCUUUGAGGGUCUGAAGAAGAUCUCUGACUACAUGAAGACCAGUCGCUUCCUCCCAAGACCUUUGUUCACAAAGAUGGCCAUUUGGGACAGCAAGUAGGACCUUGACAGGGUGCGCUAUAGGAUAAAGAUACCAGAUCUCCUGGGUUUGCCAGGAGCCCCGGGGAGAGGGCAGGAUCCCUGCAGCCCCAGAGCCAACUUUUCCUUUUUCCCUCCUUCCAUUCCAUUCCAGAUCCCAAGCCUCACCAGCUCUCCUUUUUGGUCAUCCAAUCCCUGCCCAAUACAGGCUCUUAAAAGCCCUAGCAAUUCCUUUUUAUUAGCAAAGUAGCCUUCUAAAGCUAAAGCUCCGGGGGGGGGGGGGGGGGGGGAGGGGGG